AGAAAGAAUGUCGUCGUAGAUAUCUGCCGAUGGUCAGAUGACUGAAAAAAAAACUAUUUAAAACUCUAAUGAGCAACCUGAUACAGGUUCAUACACUUGCCUGACACCUCUUAGUGAAGGAUUAAUACGUAAAACUUCCUCAGUUAUUCCAGUUUGUCAAAAGAACAACGGAACAAUUUUAAAGCCCUGAACAUUAUGGUAGAAAAAUCAAUAAGAAUUGCACUUUGCUUGUUAUGUUUUAUCCUGUGCCAUUCAUUCAGUGCCUUAGCCUCUACACCCGACGAGAACGCGCAACUGAAAGAUGAUGCCAACUCCGAGGACAGCUUCUCAAUGGAUCCAGUGCUACUUCAUGACCGAAUCAAGUACAACAUGCGAAAGUCUUUGGAUCUUGAAGACGACGGCUGUUACCUCCAACCUGGGAAAAAGGAAAGCAUUGAGGAAUGUGGCUUCAAUGCCACAGUCAAGACCAUUCUGAUCAUCCACGGCUGGACGAUGAGUGGGAUGUUUGAGAGCUGGAUGCACAAGCUGGUGGCUGCUGUUCAGAGACGAGAGUCAAAGGCUAAUGUGGUGGUGGUCGACUGGCUGGGCCUGGCCCACCAGCUUUACCCUGAUGCUGUCAACCAUACCCGCCGGGUUGGGCAGAGCAUUGCAACCCUUUUGGACUGGCUCCAGGAAGAAGAACAGCUGCAACUUGAGGACGUGCAUAUGAUUGGAUACAGUCUUGGUGCUCAUGUUGCUGGAUAUGCUGGAACUUUUGUAAAAGGAAUUGGACGUAUAACAGGUUUAGACCCAGCUGGCCCCAUGUUUGAGGGGGCAGAUUCCCAUAAGAGGCUUUCUCCAGAUGAUGCUGACUUUGUCGAUGUCCUGCACACAUACACACGGGGAGCUUUGGGCAUCAGUAUUGGGAUCCAGGAGCCUAUUGGGCACAUUGAUAUUUAUCCCAAUGGUGGGGAUGUACAGCCAGGCUGUUCCUUAGGAGAUGUGCUGUCCACUGCUGCUGCAGGAAGUGAGUGCUUCAAUUUUGUUAUUGUUUUAGCAAUUUCCAACUCUUCCAUUUUACCAAAUCUGUCAUGUCACCACACAGACUUUGUGGAAGUCAUGAAGUGUGAACAUGAGCGGGCAGUGCAUCUCUUUGUGGACUCCCUCAUGAACAAGGACCACGUGAGCUAUGCGUUUCAAUGUACCGGCCCUGAUCGUUUCAAGAAGGGCAUUUGCCUGAGCUGCAGGAAGAACCGCUGCAACAGCAUCGGUUACAACGCCAAGAAAAUGCGCAAGAGGAGAAACAGCAAAAUGUACCUGAAGACUCGCGCAGACACACCUUUUGGCGGUUACCACUAUCAGAUGAAGAUGCAUGUGUUCGACAGGAAGAGCGCAGAUGAUGCAGAUCCUACUUUCUACGUCAAACUAUACGGGUCCCAUAAUGACACCAGUAACCUCAGUGUAGACAUUACGGAUGGAGUUGGUCUAAACCUCACAAACACAUUUCUCGUCUUCACUGAAGAGGACAUUGGUAAUCUGCUGAAGAUUUCUCUUCGCUGGGAAGGCCCUUCUGAUUCCUGGUCAUCUGUGUUGAAACACCUCAGGUCAUCGUUCUGGUCAUGGUCAAGUUCACAAAACGAAAAAGUUCUGGAGGUUCGAAGGAUCAGAGUCAAAGCAGGAGAAUCGCAGAAGAAGUUCACCUUCUGUGCUGAAAAGACUGAGAUAUCGCCUGGGCAAGAAAUUACAUUUCUUAAGUGCCGCGAUGGCUGGGAGGUGAAACCUAGAAAACGAUUGCACUACUGAGAAGAAGCGCUGUUACCUAGGGACCCAAGGUGGUGAAGGGCCUGAGCACUUUUGUUUGUUUUGGUACACAUUUGGUGGGAUAAUGCACCAUAUUUGUUUGGGUGGGUAGAACACAACUUGUGCUGCUCAAAUGGCCAGCUCAGAAGGGUGAUGGCUGGUUACUGGACUUGCUCAGGGCAUUUUUUUUUUUUUUUUCUACAGUUGGGAUGUUCUGAAUUGUUUGAGAUUGUUUUGAUACUAUUUGUAUGUUUUCUACUGUUGCGCCCAGUUGUCUGUUUUGUGGAUCUCAGACUUUUCCUUAACAACGCAAUACUCGUUAUGUAUAUUUUUGUACGUUUUUAAUUUAUGAAGGAAAAAAGCACUGUAAAACCAAGCUUAUUUAUCAACAUAAUGCACACCUUGUACCAAGGCAUAAAUUAAUUCUCUCCCGUUACCUGGUGACCACUUUUACGCGUGUAUGUGUCUGUGGAUUUCAUCAGGAAGGAUUUUAUGUGUAUUCACAGUAUUAUUUAAGGUCAGAAGAAUGGAGAGGACUGCUUGAUUUGUCUUCAUAAGGCACAAAAUGUGCAACAUUGUUCUGUAAAUGUUUUAUGUAUAUAAUGUGAAUAUAAAACGUAAUAAAAUUACUUUGAA
Messenger RNA from Onychostoma macrolepis, 2415 nucleotides. RefSeq names its product lipase, endothelial (gene lipg). The transcript has 9 exons. Gene Ontology annotation, biological process: lipid metabolic process. Lineage: Eukaryota; Metazoa; Chordata; Actinopteri; Cypriniformes; Cyprinidae. The coding region runs from base 196 to 1782 and encodes 528 amino acids. The record is from RefSeq and is a predicted model, not a curated record. Gene Ontology annotation, molecular function: lipoprotein lipase activity; protein binding.